Molecule: messenger RNA, 6331 nt
Organism: Cyprinodon variegatus (sheepshead minnow)
Lineage: Eukaryota; Metazoa; Chordata; Actinopteri; Cyprinodontiformes; Cyprinodontidae
Product: alsin-like
Exons: 40
Coding region: 164-5068 (1634 amino acids)
Source: RefSeq, a predicted model, not a curated record
AACAGAAAAGAACUUGGAGCCAGAUGAACCGAAGAGGAAGGAAAAGUGGAUAGAAAAAUGUCCUUUCUGUAUAUCGACCGGAUUCAGAUAACAACAAAUGCCUUUUGGAUAACAUGUUCCUAAAGGCCUAUUUACUGUGCUGGAGCACUGAGAGAAUAAUGUGAUGGAGAACCAAGAAGAAAGCUCUGCAGAUGAACGAGUUCUCCGGGCUCCAGGGAGAGGACUCCUCCAUGUCUGGCCUUCGGGGGAAGGAACCGAUCAGCUCUUCCCAGAGACGGCAUUCUUGUCCAGACCUGUAGUGCAGGUCUCCCUGGGUGAACAUCAUGGCAUGCUUUUGCUACAGGGGGGUGAGGUUUUUUCAUUCGGGGAACUUUCAUGGAGGGGUCUGAGCGUCCCCGUGUCUGCUCCGCUGCUGGAGGCCUCGCUGCUGGAGAGGGUGGUGGUCCAUGUGGCAGCUGGUGGCUUCCACUGCGGAGCCAUAAGCGAGCAAGGCAGCGUUUACAUGUGGGGGGAGAACGCUGCGGGACAGUGUGGGCAGACGGAGGACGGCUCUGUCGCAAAUAUCACAGUUCCUGAGCCCUGCCCUGUGACGGUGGUGGACAGUGAGGUGAUUCCUCCUGUGGUCGUUCGGGUCGUGGGCCUCGCCUGUGGACUGGAGCACAGCCUGGCUCUGUCCGACCACCAUGAGCUGUGGGCCUGGGGGAGCGGCUGCCAGCUUGGCCUGGUCACCAAAACCUUUCCUGUGUGCAAACCUCAGAAGGUUGAACAUCUUGCAGGCAGACGUGUCAUUCAGGUGGCGUGCGGUGCGUACCACAGCCUGGCUUUAGUUCAUAGUUUACCCGCUCAGGACAUUGGCACUCAGAGUACCCCAAAGAUGAGGGAGCGAGGCCGAUCUCCUCAGUGCCCCGUGAUAGACAGGGAGGAAGUGUUUACAGCUGAUGACGCUCACUACUGCCCGCUGGGGGUGGAGCUCUCUGAGGUCAUGAGAAGUGAGACUCCUUCCAGAAGACAGGUUUCCAGACAGCGGCUCCAUCCGGGUGGAACGUCCCCUGGCAGCAGCCCCGGCUCCAGAGCCACUAUAUCCUCUUACUCUGAUGACACCAGAUCUAGCCCUAAACCCAGAUCUGUGGAAAACGGAGCCGAGUUUGUGUCUCAUACUGACGGAGGUGCCAACAAGGACUCUGCAUUUUCUGAUGAGCUGGAGCUUCAGGGUUUUCUUGAGAAACUUUCUGGUCAGACAUCAGAGUCGCAACACGCCGUUGCAACAGGAGAUACCGACUCAGUAAACAGCCACGCUGGAUCAGAUGACAGUUGCAUUUCUUCAACUCCCUCCUCGGAUCUACUGACUUCCAGCUAUAAAGAUGACUCAACUUUCAAGAGACUGACAAACAACGGCGGGGCGUCUGGACCGCUCUCGUCUUCUCCAGUGUCCCUGGAAGAAGUUCGUCUUUGUCUGGUGAAGGAGAAGCAGGCGCUGCUCAGCUCCAGCCUCACAAAUAUACACCAGAAGGGGAAUGCAGCAACAAGCAGGAGACUCUCUCUUCCUGGAAUCCCCACCCAUGGGUCUCCCCGGAGACGCCAUCAUUGUGCCUGCGGGCCCACCCCUGCCGCUCAGGCUCCGUCUGCAGGACCAGACGACGCACGAGACGGACUGCCGUCUCUGGAGACAGAGGUGUGGAGCUGGGGCCGUGGAUCUGAGGGCCAGCUGGGACACGGAGACCAGCUCGCCAGGCUGCAGCCUUUGUGUAUCAAAUCUUUGACGGGUCAGGAAGUGAUCAAAGUGGCUGCAGGGUCCCACCAUUCGCUGGCUCUGACAGCACAGUGUCAGGUCUAUUCUUGGGGAAGUAACAUGUGUGGACAGCUUGGUCACGUCAAGACGCCCGUCACUGUGCCUCAGCUCGCAAAGCUGUCUGACGGUCUUCGUGUUUGGGAUGUGUCGGCCGGACAGAGCCACUCCCUCCUCCUGGCCGACGGCGACUGUGUGCAGCCGGUUCUAUUGUACUGCGGCCAGAAGAGCGGGAAACAGCAGAACCGAAGCUUCAGUCAGAGCUCGCCCACAGGGGGGGAGAGCUACGCCGUCAGACCCUCGCUGCUGCCCUUCUACAUCGAGAUGAGUUACAUCAGCAGCGUGUGCAGCGGCGGGCAGCUCUGCGCGGCGCUGACGGACCGCAACGUGAUGGGUUUUAUCGCAGCCAUCCAUGAGCUGGCCUCCAGCGAGAGACGGUUCUCCUGCUGGACGAGCGACGUCAGGAAGUUCCUCAUCGCUCCGCUGCGUAAAAAAGAGAGUGCGUGUCAGACGUUAGGUGAGCCGAGCGCUCGUCUGUUCUUUGCACUUUGUGACAGUUUUGUUCACCUGAGCAAACUGGUCGGACGUCACGCCACGUCCCUCAGCUACUUCCUGCAAAACGCCCAGAGCCGCGAUGUAGCUUCCUUUCCCCUGCUGACCAACACGGAAACCUUCAUGGAGACGUAUAGAAAGUAUUGUUCUGCAGUCGGUGACUUCCAAGUUAUGGGUGGAUUCCAGUCACUGCAUAAACUCUCACUGGAGGCCCUGGCCAGUCAGCAGGCCGUGCUCGCCCAGCUGUGUGGAUCAGAUGAGUCUGUCAGUGGGAAGCUGGAUCUGGUUUCAAUGUUCUACCAGCCUCUGCAGCAGCUCCACCAUUACAACAGGGUCCUGCUCAAAAUGGCAGCAUGCUACGACGUGCUAACGAUGGAGUAUCAGUCCCUGCAGCAGGGCUGCAGUCACUUCGAGGCGCUCUCUCUGUCCCUCCUGAGGAAGAAGAAAGAGGCUGAAAAUACGCAGCUUUUCUGGAAAACUCAUUCAGGCAAAACCAUUGAGAACCUGCGUCUCCCGCAGCGCCGCGUUGUCUGCGAGAGCAACAACCGCUCUCUGACUCCUCAAAACGCCGGCCGCUUCUCCAACCACUGGUUCAUACUGUUCAACGACGCCCUGGUGCACUCGCAGGGAACUCUUCCCCCUCAGAGCUUCUUCUCCACGCAUCACGUCUAUCCUCUCACCUGUUUGUGGGUGAAACCCAUCACUGAAGACCGCAGUGGAGUUUAUGCUAUUAGGAUAAUAUGUCCAGAGGAGAGCUUCACGCUGGUUGCCUCAACUCCACAGGAAAAGAACAAGUGGCUGCGGGCGUUGAACCAGGCGGUGGAUCAGGUGCUGGGCGGCGCAGCUCAGGGGUCAUCGCCAGGGGUAACGGUAGCAGUUUGCCGCACCGCCUCGUACAAGUUUAUAGCAGAUGAACGAUUCAAAGAGGCCGAGUACAGUGGGAGCUGGAUGGCAGGGCGGGUCCACGGCAGAGGAACCAUGAAGUGGCCGGAUGGGCGGAUGUACAAGGGAAACUUUAAGAAUGGACUGGAGGAUGGUUAUGGGGAAUGUGUAAUACCGAACAAAGUGCAGAAUAAACACGAUGCUUACCAAGGACAGUGGAGGGAGGGAAAGAUCCAUGGUUUUGGCAAGUACAGGUACGCCAGCGGAGAGGUAUACGAGGGCUGUUUCUGCGAUGGGCAGCGCCACGGUUACGGCAUGCUGAGCUCCAGUAAAUUGGCCCGGACUUCCUCUAGUGUUUUCAUUGGCCACUGGGUUCAAGACAGGAAGACGGGGUACGGUGUCCACGACGAUAUCACGAGAGGUGAGAAGUACAUGGGCUUCUGGCUGGAUGACCAGAGGCACGGCAGCGCCGUGGUCGUCACCCAGUACGGACUUUAUUUUGAAGGGUCGUUCAAGGAAAACAGGAUGAGCGGUUCUGGCCUGUUGGUGUCAGACGAUGACACCGUUUUUCAUGGGGAGUUUAGUGACGACUGGACCAUCAAUGGGAAGGGAGUUAUGACUCUUGCAAAUGGGGACAAUCUGGACGGCCUGUUCAGUGGCGAGUGGAGGACGGGUCUGAAGGUGGCAGGGACGUACGUCAAACCAACCUUAGAAGAAUAUGAAAGCAAGGAGAAAAACGUCCUGCCCUUGGGCCAGUAUGUGGUGCCUGCAGCUCAAAGGUGGAUCUGUGUGUUUGAUGAAUGCUGGAGUCGACUCGGCUGCAACGGCGCCGGCGAAGGAGAGAGGAGUAAGGCAUGGGAGAACAUCGCUGUUACCAUAACAACGGCCCGGCGACAGAGCCCAGACCUCAGUAAAUCUCACACCAAAGUUCUGGAGAGUUUGGAGUUCAUCCCUCAUUACGGAGAACCAGUCACCACCACAAACUACGACAACAUCAGACGAUACCUCACUAAGGCCUGCGAGACCCCGCACCAUCCUCUGGGCUGGCUGGUGGAGACGCUGGUGACGGCGUACAGGAUGACGUAUGUCGGGGUGGGUUCAAACCGCAGGCUGCUUCAACAAGCUGUCCAGGAGCUGCAGGCCUACCUGACUCACUUCUACACCAUCAUCAGGUUUUUGUUUCCAGGGUUACCAGGUGAUGGUGGCAUCAUCCCAGACCCUCCUCACCCCGACCCUUUCAAAGGCCGACGCAACUCUGAUAAAGUGGAGCAGGGUGUUUUAGUGGUCAGCUGCUCGUCUCUGCUCCUCCCUCUGCUGCUCCCCCGACUCUAUCCUCCUCUCUUCACCCUUUACUGUCUGCAGCAGGAGCAGGAGGAGGCCCAGUACUGGGAGCGCAUCCUCCGACUCAACAAGCAGCCAGACCAGUCGCUCCUCGGCUUCCUGGGAGUGCAGGAGAAGUUUUGGCCUCACUGGAUGUCCAUCCUGGGAGAGAAAAAGCAGAUAGUUUCCAGCAGUAAAGAUGCCUGUUUUGUUUCUGCUGUUGAGACUCUCCAACAAAUCAGCACCACGUUUACCCCAUCAGAUAAACUGAUGGUGAUUCAGAGGACGUUUGAGGAGCUCACCCUGGAAGUGAAACCUCUGCUGGCCGGAGACUUCCUGUGGUGCAUGGACGACCUGUUCCCUCUCUUCCUUUACGUGGUGCUCAGAGCGAGGAUCAGGAACCUUGGAGCUGAAGUCAGCCUGAUUGAAGACCUGAUGGAUCCCAACCUUCAGCACGGAGAGACGGGCCUCAUGUUCACAACCCUGAAGGCCUGCUUCAUUCAGAUCCAACAGGAGUCCACUUUAUAAGCAGCCGUUACAGGAAGGGUUUCAUUCAUCCUGGCCGACCCUGAAGCUCGGAGCAGCACGCCCCCCUCUGCUGUUUGACUCCAUCGUUCUGGUAAAGUUUGGGUCAUAAAACUGGAUGAUUGUUGAAGUUUCACAUGAAUCCAACAUGUGGAGACGUCUGCUUGUCGUCUUAAAUCUGCUUCCCUAUCAAAAUCUGGAAGAGUUGAUUCAAAGGGAGACAAGGCACUAAUUAAAUUGACAAUAUUAAUAUAAAUAUCUUUUUAGCACUGAAAUUCUCCUUAAAGGAACCUCCAGCAUAUAAUAGACCACUUUACUGAUGUACACCAAACCCUAAUGGAUUAUUGUUAUAACAGCAGUUACACAAACUGGAAAGGAUUUAUAUUUUACUGUAUUUUUCUUUUAAGGGAGCAAAUGUUUUUAAAUAAUAUCAAUGCAUUUUGGAUGCAGCUCUUUAUUUUACUAAAGUUCUGUUUGUGCUUUAAUGAGCAUCUAAAACAACCAGCAACAAAGCUGUCUGUAAAUCUCAAAGUUUUAGCCUCAGAUUGUGUGCCAGCACUGAAAUAUAAACAUUUUAUACGUGUAAAUAACUGUGUCUGUUACAGAUCAUGGAUCUGUUGGGAACUAACUCCUGUACAUAAAAGGGAAUGUUUUAUCUGCUGCCUACAGCAGAGAGCGGCAGGUUUUAACAGGGUUUAAAUUUACCUCCUACUCUGCAGCGCUUAAAUGACGUUUUAGUUGUUUGGAAUCGUUGAGAUUUUAUGCUCAGAUGUUGGUAUUGAGUCAUUGUGGAUGAGAUUAUCACAUUAUUUUAGGCAUUAAAAGAGAAUUUGUCGUGCAAAUUUGAAGUUAUUGAACAGUAAUUCUAAUCUGAUUUGAGAUUAAAAGAUUCAGGAUUGAGUGUAUUUAUGUAUCCUGAACAGAAAGGAAGAUCAACCUGUUUAAAUCCUGAGUGAAACAGGUUCACAUGAACCAGCUUAAAGCCUUCUGAACAAACUUCUUUACUGGAUCUAAAGCCUUUCCAUUAAAGCGUUUCCAUUGAGACACCAAACCUCCUCAAUAUUCAGCACUUUGUAAAUAGAAAUGAUAAAAACUGAUUCCAUUAAUUAAAUUAUGCAAUUAAUUUCUAUUAAUAUAUAAUAUUUAAUUAAAAUAACACGUAAACAAAUCAGCCUCCCACUACUUCUGGUCAUCUUCACCUGUAGUAACGCCCAGGUAUUGAUUUUAUGUUUUUUACAAAAUGCACUAAUUUUGAAUUCCACCUCA